Molecule: messenger RNA, 1470 nt
Organism: Peronospora farinosa
Lineage: Eukaryota; Oomycota; Peronosporomycetes; Peronosporales; Peronosporaceae
Source: the annotation of a GenBank genome assembly
AUGGCGGAUCUUUCGGAUAUUGGACUCUACGGUCUUGCCGUGAUGGGUCAAAAUUUUGCCCUAAACAUGGCUUCCCAUGGUUUUAAAGUGUCUGUAAGCAAUCGUUCACCUGAUAAAGUCGAUGCGACUGUCCAACGGGCUAAAGACGAAGGCAAUUUGCCUCUUGUGGGAUACAAAGAUCUAAAGGAAUUUGUUGCAUCUCUUGCACGUCCUCGUAAGGUUAUUAUCCUUGUGGUUGCUGGUAAACCUGUUGAUUUAACGAUUGCCGCUCUCUCGGCCUUCAUGGAGCCCGGUGAUAUUCUCGUGGAUGGGGGUAAUGAAUGGUUUCCGAAUAGUAUACGUCGUGCCAGUGAAUUAGAGCCAAAGGGGAUUCAUUUUGUUGGGAUGGGAGUAUCUGGUGGAGAAGAAGGAGCACGGAAUGGACCAUCACUCAUGCCUGGAGGCCCAAAAGAAGCAUUUGAUGCACUUGAACCAAUUCUAAUCAAGUGUGCAGCUCAAGUUGAUGAUGGCGCGUGUACGACAUAUUUGGGUCCAAUUGGCUCGGGAAAUUAUGUUAAAAUGGUACAUAAUGGAAUUGAGUAUGGAGACAUGCAAUUAAUUGCUGAAGCUUAUGAUAUUCUCAAAAUUGCGGGAGGAUUGACCAAUGACGAGUUGGCAAGUGUCUUUGAUGAGUGGAAUAAAAGUGAAUUAGAAUCGUUUCUCAUUGAAAUUACAGCUCAAAUCUUUGCCAAGAAGGACGAUCUGGAAGAAGAAGGAUAUGUUGUGGACAAGAUUCUGGACAAGACGGGGAUGAAGGGUACGGGACGGUGGACAGUACAGGAAGCAGCUGAACGGUCUAUUGCUGCUCCUACAAUUACUGCGUCAUUGGAUGCUCGCUACUUGAGCGCUCGUAAGGACGAACGUGUCUUUGCUUCCAAGAUCCUAUCGGGUCCGUCGGAGAUCCCGGCCGUUGACAAGCAACAGCUCAUUGACGAUGUCCGUCAAGCUCUUUAUGCUUCCAAGAUCUGCUCGUACGCACAAGGUCUGAACCUUAUUCGUGAGGCUGGUACGCAAAUGGGUUGGAACGUCAGUUUGGGCGAAUGUGCUCGCAUCUGGAAGGGUGGCUGUAUCAUUCGUGCCAAGUUCCUUGACCGCAUCAAAGCGGCCUAUUCCAAGGAUGCGUCGCUCAUCUCGCUGCUGGUGGACCCGGACUUUGCCGCUGAACUGCAGGCUCGCCAGUAUUCGUGGCGUCGCGUCGUGUCGCUCGCUGUGGCUAGUGGCAUCCCGACGCCCUCGUUCUCGGGCUCUCUUAACUACUACGACACGUUCCGUCGUGAGCGUCUGCCGGCCAACCUGACCCAGGCCCAACGUGACUUUUUCGGUGGUCACACCUACGAGCGCACGGACCGCGAGGGACUGUUCCACUGCGCCUGGUCUGCUGCCCACCAUAGCAUUGGUGACGUGCAGGAGCGCAUUCGUGGCAACCUCUAA